UAGUAACUGUCAAAACAAAUUUAUAGUUUACUAAAUUAACAGAUAAUUAGGCGGGAGAGGGAGAGUAAAAGCUUGAAGCGGUGCUGGGGAAUUCAUCGUUAACGAUCGUCAUCUUCAUAAGCCAAUUGGAAAGAAGCAUACAUACAUACAGCAUGGGGAUUCCGUCAUCAUUAUAAGCGGCAGUGAAGCACAAGGGCGAUUGACGGACACUAUUAAUAUGGUGAUGCAGGCAAGCUACCAGGCUACUUGUUGAGCUAGAUUCUCUAAGUCAAUCAUUUCUCUCCACACGAAAUCAUAGCCAAUUCAGACAUAAUUGCUCAAUUUUCCCUCGCUCUGAGCUUCGGUCAAUGGAUGCUGGAAAGAUACCCGAGCACACAAGUUUUCUCGACACUCUGCCUCCUGUUGAGUUCGCCUGUAUAUAUGGAUCCUCUCUCCAUCCAAACAAUUCUGAUAAGACAUCUAUGAUAGAUUACAUUCUUGGUGUAGCAAAUCCCCAGCAAUGGCACACAGAGAAUCUGAAAUUAAAUCGGGAUCAUUAUGUGUCAUGGAUGAUCCACCUUGGGGGAGCGCAGCUGAUAACCGGGGUUGCAGAUCAUAUUGGUGCCCGCAUACAUUUCAAUCCUUUUGUUUCUCACAGAGAUCGGAUGUUUAAAUAUGGUGUUGUUCGCAUGAAUGAUCUUGUUCGGGACAUAUCGGGUUGGGAAAGUUUCUAUCUGAGUGGCCGUUUGCAGAAACCGGUUAACGUCGUAGUAGACAAAUCAGAGAUAGAAAAACUCAACUCUGUAAACGUGAAGGCUGCAACAGCUGCUGCCCUCCUGCUUUUGCCAUCAAAAUUCAGUGAGGAAGAGUUGUACGCCAAAAUAUGUAGCCUCUCAUACAUGGGUGACUUACGAAUGCUUUUCGCAGAGGAUCGAAACAAGGUGAGAAAGAUUGUACAAGGACAGUUUGAGUUAUUCCAACAAAUGUACAAUCCAUUUAUAGAGGAAUUUGCAGCUCAAGACUUGCUUAGAAUGUCAUCUUCUGGUGAUCAAAAAUUAAAUUUAAUCCAGGAUUGUGGAUCGUCUACCACAUGCUCCCUCGUGUCUUCCCUUCCUCUGCCUCUCAGAUGCCAUACUGGGAUGAAACUUGGAGAGAAGAAACCAAUUGACGAAUCUGGUACGAUAAAUCAUUGGGCGGGUAGAGCGACACAGAAGGUAGCAAUUAAAAGGGAAGAGGCUGCAGAUUGCAUCCGGAAGACCCUGAGACGCAAAGUCAUGGUUUCGAGUGCAAGACAGGCGGUCGCAGGUCUACUAACCGCUGGUGCAGUUCACGGAGUGAAGUAUGUCGGGAGCAAAAUGAAGAAGGCAUGGAGAUCUUGGCGAUAAUCUUAUAAGUUCAAACAUGAGUCACUGCUAAAUUUUGUUUAAUGACGCUGUGAAAGGUGAAAUGACAGAAGGAUCCUGCUUUCUUGAUUAUAUAUACUCAGUUAUUGCUGUCA
Messenger RNA from Salvia hispanica, 1477 nucleotides. Its product is annotated as translocator assembly/maintenance protein. NCBI's taxonomy places the organism in Eukaryota, Viridiplantae, Streptophyta, Magnoliopsida, Lamiales, Lamiaceae. Gene Ontology annotation, cellular component: mitochondrion. The record is from RefSeq and is a predicted model, not a curated record. Gene Ontology annotation, biological process: cardiolipin biosynthetic process; CDP-diacylglycerol biosynthetic process. Gene Ontology annotation, molecular function: phosphatidate cytidylyltransferase activity.